AUGGAGAUCGACGGCGCCUCUGCCGCAGCCGCAGAAGAAACCGAAAUCUUCCACAAGGCCAAGCAUCCGAUUACUCUCAAGUUUGAAGAUGUGUCGUACAAGAUCAAGAAUAGGAACAAGAUCGAGCGCGAAAUUCUCAAGGGUAUUUCCGGCGCGGUGGCUCCCGGCGAGUUGCUGGCCAUGCUCGGCCCCUCCGGCAGCGGCAAGACAACGCUCCUCACGGUCCUCGGUGGCCGCAUCAUCCACAGCCGCAUAUCCGGCAGCGUCGCCUACAACGGCUGCUCGUUCUCCAACGCCGUCAAGCGCAACAUUGGCUUCGUGACGCAGGACGACGUGCUCCACCCGCACCUCACCGUCGCCGAGACGCUGGUGUACACCGCGCUGCUCCGCCUCCCGAGCACGCUCCCGCGGGCGGCGAAGGUAAUGCGGGCGGAAGCCGUGUUGGCGCGGCUCGGCCUCACGGCCUGCCGCGACGGAAUCGUCGGCAGCACGCUGGUGCGGGGGGUGUCCGGCGGCGAGCGUAAGCGGGUGAGCAUCGCGCAGGAGAUGCUGGUGGACCCCAGCCUGCUGAUGCUGGACGAGCCCACCUCAGGGCUCGACUCCACCAUCGCCGGCAGGAUUGUGUCGACGCUGUGGGAACUCACCGGAGGCGGGAAGACCGUGGUGAUGACCAUACACCAGCCGUCGAGCCGCCUCUUCUACAUGUUCCACAAGAUCUUGCUGCUGUCGGAUGGCAACUCGAUCUACUUCGGCAAAGGGUCCGAGGCAAUGGCCUACUUUGCUCGAAUGGGCCACGCACCAACUCUGGCAAUGAAUCCUGCUGAUUUCCUUCUAGAUCUUGCUAAUGGAGUAUCCUCAGAUGAAACAACAGGAGAAAGAGCAUCUACUAAGCAAGCCCUGGUGGCUGCUUAUAAACAACACUUGCAUGAUCAGGUGCGCGAGGAGAUUUCAAAUCUAAGCAAACAUUCCAGCGAACAUGAUCCUGGCAAGAUGACAAGUGAAUGGUGCACUACUUGGUGGGACCAAUUCACAGUGCUACUGCAGAGGGAUCUCAAGGAAAGGAAACACGAAGCCUUCUCGUUGCAGAAUAUCGCACAAGUGUUAGCGGUGGCCCUGCUUUCAGGAAUCCUAUGGUUUCAAUCCGAAGGACAUGUUCAAGACCAGGUGGGUCUUCUUUUCUUUGUUGCUGGAUUCUGGGUCUUAUAUCCAGUCUUUGAAGCCAUAUUCACCUUCCCGCCAGAGCGAGCAUUGCUAGCCAAGGAACGAUCCUCCGGGAUGUAUCGCCUCUCAUCCUACUUUGUCGCGAGAAUGGCUGGGGAUCUUCCGAUGGAACUCAUCCUGCCGAUCGUUUCCAUCACAAUCACGUACUGGAUGGGCGGCCUGAAGCCAUUGGCAGCUAACUUCUGCGCGAACCUUGCUGUUUUGCUCCUGGGUGUAUUGGCAGCUCAAGGCUUCGGACUCGCACUCGGAGCACUCGUCAUGAAUCUGAAAGCUGCAACGACACUCGGAUCAGUUCUCAUGAUGUCUUUCUUGCUCGCCGGGGGAUUCUACGUGCAGAACAUUCCGCCUUUCAUUGCGUGGAUCAAGUACAUCUCUCCCCUCUACUACACAUUCAAGCUUCAGAUAAUAACUCAGUACUCUGCUGAAGAUACAUACCAGUGCACGCCUACUGUGAGAUGCCCGAUUUUGGAACUCCCGUCGAUCAAUAUGGUCGGUUUUGGUGAUAGAGUCGGGACAGCGGCGGCGCUGGUUAUCAUGCUCGUUGCCUACCGAUUUGUUGCUUAUCUUGGCCUCAUGAGGGUGGGUGUUGCAAGAACAGGAUAUGCGGAUCAUGACGUACAUGUCAAGAUAGGCGGAGGCGGACUAAGGUUUACAGGUCAGGAAUUACAGGACAAGAUAUGCAGAAUAGGAUAUGCGGACCAGGACGUACAGUUCAGGAUAGGCGGACUAAGGCUUACAGGAGACCCCUACCUCGUCGUCCUAAUCAUCGCCUUCCGUCAUCCCCCCGCGGUAACCCUUGUAGGAAGUACAGCGCCAGCAACGCAUCUCAACGACCCCCGUCAACACCGACAACAGCACAACCGGUCUCCGUUUGACCCAAAUUUCGGAUGGGAUCAAUUUUGCGCCAUCUGUGGGAACACAUCUAUCUGUUACGGAAUGUGA
Messenger RNA from Zingiber officinale, 2163 nucleotides. Its product is annotated as ABC transporter G family member 9-like. Gene Ontology annotation, cellular component: membrane. Lineage: Eukaryota; Viridiplantae; Streptophyta; Magnoliopsida; Zingiberales; Zingiberaceae. Bases 1 to 2163 code for a protein of 720 amino acids. The record is from RefSeq and is a predicted model, not a curated record. The transcript has 6 exons. Gene Ontology annotation, molecular function: ATP hydrolysis activity; ATP binding; ABC-type transporter activity.